This is a messenger RNA of Salpingoeca rosetta, 951 nucleotides long. RefSeq lists its product as uncharacterized. Bases 139 to 783 code for a protein of 214 amino acids. Gene Ontology annotation, cellular component: mitochondrion. The transcript is spliced from 4 exons. The record is from RefSeq and is a predicted model, not a curated record. NCBI's taxonomy places the organism in Eukaryota, Choanoflagellata, Craspedida, Salpingoecidae. Gene Ontology annotation, biological process: peptidyl-methionine modification; N-terminal protein amino acid modification. Gene Ontology annotation, molecular function: peptide deformylase activity.
AAGAAACAAACAAACCAACAAGGAAGGAAGGAAGAGAAGGGUGUGGAGUUCACGCACAACAACAACGCAACGACAACAACGACGACGACGACACGUGUGCACUUCCCAAGCAAGCAAGCAAGAAAGCAAAUACACGACAUGCGACUGCUGCGGGCGAUACGAAGGGGGCGGGCACUGCCGAAGAUCAUCGAAGCAGGGCACCCCGUCUUGAGGGAGAAGGCAGCACCCAUCCAGCGCUCAGAUAUCACGGAUGGCUCCAUCCGGAACCUUGUGGACUCACUGUCAGCCCGGUUACGGGAGGACAAAGGCUUUGGGCUCUGCGCACCUCAGAUUGGCGAGUCCUUGCAGCUGUUUGUGAUGGAGGUGACACCAGACAUGAUUGAACUGGAGACCAACUUCCGCGACAUCAAGAUGCUGGACAUGCGGCCCGUCCCGCUCACAGCGAUUGCCAACCCACGGCUCAAGUAUGGCAAGAAGAUGAGCACGCACCGCGAGAGCUGCCUGAGCAUACCAGGAUACAGCGCGCACGUGACGCGGCCCGUCGACAUCCACCUCACGGGCCUGUGUGCUGUGACGGGCACGGACGUCUCUGUGGCGCUGAGCGGCUGGACAGCGCGCAUUGUGCAACACGAGGUCGAUCACCUCAACGGGUGCCUGUACACGGACAAGAUGGACGCAAGCACGCUCUCCAUCAACGAGAACACCGUCAAGUACCUUCACCCGCUUGACGUGCAGAACGACGGCGCAAAGUCCAUCAAGCUGCGCAAUGAAAACGCCCUCUAGCUCGGGCUAUACCAUUCACACACACACACGCGCACAUUGCUUGGGGACUGUGUAUCAUGCCUCGCAUUGUGCGUUCGUUCGCGUCCAUUCACCCAUUCAUUCAUGUCACAGCUGGUGUUUGGUUCGUUCCAAUUCUUCGUCUGUACAUAUAAAGUAGUCAUCAGGCAA